GCCUCCUCCCGGCACGGCCCCCCUCCCGGCACACAGGCAGGCCGGGGCGGGGGGCCCCCGAGGCCGGAGCAGCCCAGGCCCCGUCGGGGCGGCCGGGGUGGGGCGAUGCCGGGUGGUGACAGCGGCGGCCCGGGCUGGGGCCCGUGACCAUGGGUAUCGCGGAGUCCACGCCGGACGAGCUGCCGUCGGACGCCGAGGAGCAGCUGCGCAGCGGCGAGCAGCAGCUGGAGCUGAGCGGGCGGCGGCUGCGGCGGCUGCCUAGCGCCGUGUGCGCGCUGAGCCGCUUGCAGAAGCUGUAUGUGAGCGGCACCGGGCUGCGCGAGCUGCCCGAGGAGAUCGAGGAACUGCGCGAGUUGCGCAUCCUGGCGCUCGACUUCAACAAGCUGGAGCGCCUGCCCGACGGCCUCUGUCGCCUGCCGCGCCUCACGCGUCUCUACCUGGGCGGCAAUCGGCUGCUGGCGCUGCCACCCGACUUUGCACAGCUGCAGAGCCUGCGCUGCCUCUGGAUCGAAGGCAACUUCCUGCGGCGCUUCCCGCGGCCGCUGCUGCGCCUGGUGGCGCUGCAAUCGCUGCAGAUGGGUGACAACCGGCUGCGCGCGCUGCCCGCGGAGCUGCCGCGCAUGACGGGCUUGCGUGGCCUCUGGCUCUACGGCAACCGCUUCGAAGAGUUCCCGCCCGCGCUGCUGCGCAUGGGCCGGCUGCACAUCCUGGACCUCGACCGCAACCGCCUGGGAGGCUUCCCGGACCUGCACCCGCUGCGCGCACUGCGAGUUUUCUCCUACGACCACAACCCGGUCACUGGACCCCCGCGUGUGGCAGACACCGUCUUCUUAGUUGGCGAGGGCGCCGUCGAGCGCAUGGCUGAGCGAGACGAGCCCAUUCCGCGGCCGCCACCCCGGCGGCCAGUCCGGGCCUUUGAGGAUGAAGAGGAAGAAGACCUGCUCAUAGGAGGCACAGGACCCAGGGCCCUGGGGCCCGCCAGGGACAAUCUCCGAGCCUUGGAAGCCCCUCCAGGAUUGGGCACCUGAACCUCUGCCUUGAGUGAUGGGCUUGGCUACUCUGGCAGGAGGGGCUCUAGGAAACCGUGGCUGUCUGGAUAUAGGGUGCCGCUGGGCCUCUUGGGGCAGUGAAGGAGUGGCACUGAGUGAGCUACCUGGCAAAGGCCUUAGGCUAUCUUCAGAGACUUCUGGGUAGUAAGAAAGACUCCCCGGGCGGACCUCUGGGCAAUUUUCAGACCAAGAAGUCUGGGAUAGAGUCACUGAUGGUACAACAGAUGAGCGGGUUCUCACCUGGAACCAGGUCACCACUAUCCACAGAGUCAUCCCCACUCUGACACUGGAUGCCCAGGGUGCCUAUCACUUUCAUCUGGGGUUCGGAUUGCCUAGGCCUACUCUAGCUGUUGCUGGAGUAAUUACCUCUGUGGUGAAUUGUAUGGAGGCAAAACUUGCCCUCUGUGUGUGUGUGUGUGUGUGUGUGUGUGUGUGUGUGUGUGUGUAAGGGGGGAGGUUCUGGCCAGAGGUAGGGCAUAGGGACUGUCCAGGACAGAAGCAGGACACACCUUAGCUUCCCUCCGCUCUCCACCAGGUCCCCGAUAUCUGUACGGAGCACAGAAGACAGGGUCUCCACUCCACCUUUGCUUCUGAUCUCUUCUCCCAUCAUGUGCUGAGAGAUUGCUGGACAAAGAGAUCUUCCCUCUCUUACAAUCUGUGCCCUCAGAUGUCAAGUUUGAAAAGAAGCCACUGUGCCUCUAGGGCUCCUGCCCCGAAGAGAGGGCUCUGCUCUCUAGGAGGCUGCCCGGGCCUCGCUCCUGCUCCCACUCUCCAUGUCCUUACAUGGGCACAGCCAGGGUGGCUGGCACGGCAUGGGGCACUGGACGGGCACUAUGUGCCUCCGAGGGGGUGAGGAGACAGGCUUUGCAAUUCCCAGGGUCAGAUCCAAGCAAUAACAGGAGGAAGGGGCCAGAGGACACUCAGGGACACUGUCAGGGGCUGGAGCCCCAGAAGGUAGUGUUUUCUUUAGGAAGAAAAAAAACUGAUUGCAAACAUAAAUUAUAUUUCUUGGAGAAAGAAUGUGUGUUUCCCACAUGUCUAUUUAUUUAUAAGUCUGGGAGCACCAAGUUCCACUGCUGUGGGUGCACCUCCCCCACCCUUGUGCCCCGACUCUGUG
Molecule: messenger RNA, 2166 nt
Organism: Alexandromys fortis (reed vole)
Lineage: Eukaryota; Metazoa; Chordata; Mammalia; Rodentia; Cricetidae
Gene: Lrrc10b
Product: leucine rich repeat containing 10B
Exons: 1
Coding region: 150-1028 (292 amino acids)
Molecular function (GO): protein binding
Source: RefSeq, a predicted model, not a curated record